AACGAAUCGGGUAAUAAAAAAUAUUUUAUUUAUUCCCAGAAUGAAAAACAGUAAGAUCAUAAAACUGUUAUUGGCGAUGUACACAGUGUGUGCAAGACUUGAGUUGAGUGAUAUAGAGACAAUAGGAGAUUCAGUAGUUAUUGAAGAAGAUAACUUGUUAAUCCAUCCAGACGGACCAUUAAAUCCGCUCAGAGGAUAUAUCAUGCACAAGAGCGGAUGUAUGUACAACAAACGAUUAUAUGCGCCAGAAAUAGACACAAUGUAUAAAUUGGAACAAAAAGAUGAAAAUUACGAAACAAUUUAUGCUUAUACAAGAGAGCCAGUAAAUGACCUGGCAUAUGAUGAUAUUUGUGAGGACACAAAAAAGAAUGAAUAUCUCACACAGUCCCAUGCACUGCUAGUCAAAAUGUUUCCUUCGACCGACGGGUCAUUUUCUAUUGUAUCAGGAAGACAGGAUUCAAUUUAUUCAUUUCUUAUAAAAGAUAGAGUAAAGCCAGAGUGCAUGCACAUUAUGGCAGUCCUUUUCCUUCUGUCUGAGCAGGUGGAUGUUCCUUUUACUAUAGAAACAAAGAAAAAAGAGAAAAAACUUGUUCUGAAAAGUGCAGAUGGAACAACUACAUACAUUAACCAGCCAAGAACAAACGAAAAUUUACUGAGUCUUAUUGAAUUCCUUAAAAAGUAUAUAGACAACGAAGGGGUGAAUCCAAGUACAAUGGAAGGACUGCCCACUGAGCCAACCAACUAUGAGCAGUUCAUGACAGGAGAAUUUUUGAACACAUCCGAGUUCCUUAUUCAGUCGUAUAUAUACGAGUUUAUUGACACAAAAGAAAAGUAUAUUGAGUUUGUAGAGGCUGUAUAUACUCUUUUGAAUGACCAGAUAAAAAAUGAAAAGUCAUACGAAAGAGUGCUUAACAAGUGCUUUGUAAAAGAAGGUGCACAAUCAAACGAAAUCGACCAUACUAAGAUUAUUUGCGAUCUUAAGGAUACAAUAGACAAGUAUAAAAUAUUUCCAUUCAUGGAUUCAUCACAGCUUCCGUCCUAUACUCGGGUUAAAGCAUAUGAUCGGGAAAAGGGCGAGUUCAUAAACAAUGAAAGCAGAAAGUACUCCAACUGUGUAGAAGCAGGUAUACUAGGACUAGUCUGCUGUUUAGUAUAUGAUCCAAAUAAAAAGAAGUACAAUACAGACCAUCUGCCCGACAAUAAAGAAACUAAGCCACUGAAAGACUUCUUUAAAAAGUACACUGAGCCAAGAGAAGCCACUGACUAUGAAAUGCACGAGGAUUGGUGUAGAGUGAUAGCAGACUUGAAGAAUGACAAGAUUCUUUACUUAAAGGAGAAGACGAAUGAGCUGGACAGCAGUUUGUUGAAUAUUCUCUAUGUUUUAUCGAAUAUAACUGGAAGCAAAGAAGAAGUAGUUAAAGAAAUUGAGCACAUAGAAGAACUUCUUGCUGAUAAGAAUAUUAAUGAUAAGCUUGAUAUAGAAGAAAGCUUGACUACAAUAUUCAAGGAGCUAUCAAAUAACAAGAACCUUGAAGUAGAGUGUGACAAAUUUAUAGUAGGUACACGAGAAGAUAAAAAGAUGGACUUAUUUGGUAAGUUUAAGCUAGUAUAUACUUUCAAUAAGAAAAAAAAUGGAAUAUUAGUAGGAAUAGAUUCUGGGCAUUCCUCAUUAAGCUUAUUGGAAGACCUAUUGUCUAGUGAAGACAAAAAUAUUAUUAAAGAAAAGCUGACUGAAAUACAGAAUACUUAUAGUAAUAUAGAGAGUUACACUGCAUACACAAUUAGACAGUACAUAAACAUAGAACUUGCUAAGAUGGAGAAAAGGUCUGCAUUAGGCCGAAUUCAAGAAAGUAUUAGAAAUAACCAUGAUAAUAUAAAUGAUAUUUUCCUUCACGGGAUGAUUCGAUCAGUUGAACAAAAAGCAAGC
Molecule: messenger RNA, 1927 nt
Organism: Nematocida parisii ERTm1
Lineage: Eukaryota; Fungi; Microsporidia
Exons: 1
Source: RefSeq, a predicted model, not a curated record